CAUCCCAUAGCCAACAGCGACCCAGUGCUGCUUGCAUUGCUGAAUUUACUAGAGACACUUCAUCUCGGUGGAGUAAUACAGAAAAAAUACUAGUUAUUAUUUGCCUUCUUCAUCCAGAGACCUAGUGACCCAUCUUCAUCCCUGUGACACAAACCUCUAUUCCUGUUGUAGCUGAGAGGAAACUGAAGUGCAGAGAUUAAAAGCGAGACUCAGAAAAGCCAGCAGCCUCAAGCUAGUGCCUGACAUGGUGUUCUGCAUCUCAGAGGUGUUGGGCCACUGCAGUGCCUAUCAGAGACCAGUUUGGAAAUGCUGGCUUAGGAAACAAGUGUGUUCCCAUACCCAGCAGAGCCCAGCACAGAGCGGUCCUAGCUGUGUGAGCAGCUCCGUUGGUGCAGGCAAUGGAAGAAUGCCAGCUCGCAGCAGCUGAGGAUCUGGUUCCUCUUCUAUUUGUGCAUGGACUAUGCUGAAACCUGCCAGCGAUAGGAAGUAGCUGGCCCUGGCCCUAGAGCAGCCAUCAGAGACUUGGAGUGUGCCCAGCCUGCAGGUCAAACUUCCAGCACCAUGAUGACAGCUGGGAAAGGAAGGUGGUGGGAAAGAUCAUCCACCCCCAGUUCUACCAUUGUCAGCCAUGGGCCUGGGCUGUACUUGCAGCCAGCCUCUCCAUCUGGCCCUCUGAAACCUGGACCAGAAGGGGCUUGGGAACAGAAAGACCCUCUUCUGGACCUGGAACUAGUUGUCUAAGCCAUGUCAAACUUUUCAUACAGAUUGCUUUUAGAGCUAGGUCUCUGGGCUUGGAAAUCCUUCAGCAUGGACAGGACCCUGAGAAGAUAAACAAGAGCCUCCAUUCCCACUUGACUAGAUGUUCAGCUGGCUGAUUUUAACCUUGCCUAACUUUAUUCAGAGGAGCAAUGCAUAGCAGCACUGUGUGUGAUCCAUACAAAAGGGGUCUCACCCAAAGGCUUGGUAUCAGCUUCAACAUCCAAGUUGCAGUGUUUUUUCCAAAACUGACACUGCAUUGAGUUUUGUUUCCAAAAUUCAGGAGCUGUUCAAGUUCUAGAGCCAUGCUUUGCAAAGCCCUUAGGCCCGCUUCACUCCUUUCACUUAGGCUCUUUCUCCACUUUUUGUUUCCUUGGUGGUGGCUUUUUUUUUUUUUUUAAAUGUGAAUUACAGUCAGAGAGAGUUUCCCUGAAUAGCACAAAUCAAUAAUUCAGCAGCUGCUCAGUCUGCCCAGUAACCUGCUCAACAGUUCCUUCCCUUUCCCUGCUGGGCUGUAGCUGCUGUUGCUGUUUGUGACACUUGCAUCUCAGGUUUGUGCCCGAGUGUCCAUUACACCUGGGCUUCACUGUCAGUAAUGACUGGGGAAAUCCAUGUGUCACAUGGUUUAAACUAGGCGUGCAUGGUUUGGUGGUCAGUGAAGGACACACUCCCUUUCUGCUGCAAUGAACUCAGCCCUCAUCAUGAUGUUAGGUGGGACCAGGCCAGAACUGUUUUCUUCACAUUUCUCUACAAACUCAUGGGAGUUUGACAGCUCCUACAGGCUCCCAGGCACUUCAGAAUCGCCCAGCAACUCCUGGUUCACAGAGUUGUCACAGGGAGUUGUGAGACAGAUCCUGUGGGUGUGGUCAGUGAUUUACCUGCUCAGGGAGAUGCAGGGCUAGUACUGUGCAAGCCGAGGUGGCUACUCAGGUUGCUGAUUGACCACAGGGCAGCCUGGUGCUGUUUCCCUGGUGCAGCUUCUCCACUUCAGUUGUUAGUGACAGAUGUUAAUCACACUGCUUAAUGCAGUUAUGGACAGCAGUAAGGUGUCACAGUAAUGGGAACUGCGCAAUAACCUUGCCUAGAAUAGAACAGAGUGGAGCAGAACAAUGGCUCAUUUCUCUUUGCAGGCACAUCUUUUCUAUUCAGACCUCAUUAACCCCUAUGUCCCGGCUGCAUUCCAGUCCAGAGAUGUAAUGUCUGCUAAACUGCAGAGAAAUUACCAGAGGACUGCUACAGUAGUUCUUGGCACUGCUCUGGUCCAGAGGCAGAGACCAGUGUGAAGAAAAACCAACAGCAGCGAUGCUACAUGAUAGGUCUCACAUGAGGGUCCUUGAUACGAAGGGCAGCUCUACACUUCUGUAGCUGAUGGGUGAGGACAACAGCUUGGUAAAAGGAGCUACCAAGAGCUGGCAGGAUGAGUUACAGCUCACCCUCUGUGCAUGACUUCUAUCACAGCACCACUGCCACAGCCAGGCCAGACCCAGGGACAACUCUGGAUGCAACUGUACCAGAAACAGCAACCAUAAGCCCUGAAACUACCAGUUUCAACAGCACUAAAAUCCCAGAUGUGGCCAGCACUGGACCCAGCAUGAGUACAAUGCUGCUGUCCUUUGGGAUCAUUACUGUGAUUGGGUUGGCUGUAGCUAUGGUUCUGUAUAUCAGGAAGAGGAAGAGGUUGGAGAAGCUACGGCACCAGCUCAUGCCUAUGUACAACUUUGAUCCCACUGAGGAACAGGAUGAACUGGAACAGGAGCUGCUGGAACAUGGGCGAGAUGCAGCAUCUUCCCAGGCAUCACAGAGCAAGCCUUUCUGAAAGACAGAGCCGGCAGGGAUGGUUGGAACAGAUUCUGCUGACAAGUCAAGGAGCCCUCCAGAGACCCAGCCGUCUUGUGUUCACAGACGUUGCCAAUGCCAUCAAUGCAUGAACAAUACCUGCCCCUGCUCUGGGAUCGUGCUGAGACUGGGGAGGAUGAAGCCAACAAACCAGUGACUUCCCGCAAGCAUGGCCAACCCACUGGGCCCAGCUGGUCACCUGUUGGUUUGUGUUACAAAUGGGCACAAGCACUGGGAACUUUUAUCACUUUGGGAAGCAAACCCUUUGUGAUGGCAGUGGUGAUUUUUUUGUGCGUCUGUUACCACUAAAAGGUCCUGAGCCCCAGUUUCUGGGCUGGUGCUGAGUGAUACCAUCUACCAAGCUGCGUGCUUAGGAACAGUGCCUGCUUUGUUGUAGAUUAACUUGUCAGAGCACAUGUGUGCACUCUCUGGGUCAGGGAAGGAGGAGAGGUGCAUGUUUCAGAGAGCUUCCCCAUUGGCACUGUGCCACCAGACCCCAAGGAAAACGAGCCUCUCUGUUCUGGGACUGCAGCUUUGGGACACCCUGGAGGGGUGACUGAAGGCAAAGCCCCUGUGAGCAGGGAGGGCUGACUCCCCUAGCUGAGUGGUAAUCGGGUAUGCCAGGGAAAACACAUACCAUGGGCUUAUCCCCCUCGUGGCACGUGGGCUGCUGAUAAAUGUGCGCCCCGGGUGAUGUUGAAGCGUGGGGAAUUCAUUAGCUUUAAAAAGUGAAAUGGUGAACAUUUGGCUGAUUACAUCUUAACUGAGGAAGUGGCUGAAUAUCCCAAAUUAUGGCAGCGGUACAGACAGCAGGCAAUUCACACAGAUAGAGGCAGGGGGUGUCAGUGUCUGGCUACGAGACUCCUUCCCACUGAGCUAGGAAUAACGGUGCUUGGGCCACACAGAGGAGUCGAGUAGAACUGGAGUUCCAAUACCAUGUAUCACCCUCCUGCUUUGGCUCAGGGAAGUUUCUACAGUGCAGAGUGAUAUCCAGAAAAAAAGAUUAAGCCUUGAAAUAUUUUCUUUUAAAUAAGAAAAUACAUGUAUUAGCUCAACAUUACAACAGCCCCAUGUCUGCCCCCAGAGGUGACUGAACAGCUGGUUCGUGCUUCCUUACCUGCCAGGACCUGCAGUCAGAGCCUUCUCUUCUUCCUGCUGAAGGAAACAUGAAGCUUUGUGUUAGCCUCUGCUCAUGUCACCCGCUAAUGCAGAAGGUAGGACUAGACAGGUAAGCCAGGAGUUUCCCUGUAACCCCGAAGCAUCUCCCUGCCUGUGUGUCCUUCAGGGCUGCAGGAGGGAGAGAGCGUGAAGGGGUCUCUGGCCACCUUGGCAUGCUGCAGUGUGGCAUGGGGACUGUUCUCUGCAGAGCCUUUUGGUGGCCACCAGCCCCGAGUGCUGCAGGCCAGCACGGCGGCCAAGAGCCAGCAGCAGAGCCUGCAUGCAAGCAUCAGUGCCCAGCCACGCACUGAUCACCUCCUGAUUUUUUUGCAGUACAUGCAUUUGUCAGUCAGAUCAUAUUCCAUCCACAGCACCAGUCAAAAGGGAAUGAGGGCAAGCCAAAAUAUGAAUGCAAAUCUAAAGGCAGGCUUGAUGCAAGGAGAAGUUUCACUGAGUGGCAAUUCAGGUAUAGUAUGCUUUGUUGCAAGUUUGGACCUGCCAGUUAGUUUUUGUUCUCCCAAAUUUGUUUUUUUUUUCCUCCUCACUGUGAUUUUUUUCCUGUAUUUAUUAAAUGCAGACUUUUUCCUGGGCAUGUGCCACUGACCCCUGCAGUGCAUAGUUCCUUACCAGCCCUCCCUCCUUCACUGACACAGCUUCCCUCAUGGCAGUUUUGCAGGGCUAAAUUGCUUAAAAUUUUGAGCAUCCUUCUUGCCUUUUAAAACCAGGGAGCUCUGGGAGCGUAUUAGGGUGAGGAGUGUCAUCACCUGAUCUGUCAGGAGGCACUCCCAGGCUGGUGGUUGUUGCUGGUGUUUGCACUCCAGGGAUACUAUUGGAAGGAAAGUAUGUGGGUACAAAUAGCAUAAUCUGGCUUAGGUCCUUCGAAUUUGGACACUACCCGUGGGUCUCCCCAGAGGUUAUGCCUGUGCGACCAGCUGAGAGCAACUGCAUCCCACUCCACACAGAUGCACACUUACCCCCUCCUCCAAGCACUCUCUGAGGGCAGCCAGCCACAGAGACAUCAGAUUGCUCCCUUCAGCAGCUGGCACGUCACUGCCUGUCACGCUCCCACUCUCUGCAGCAGGACAGGGAUGCACCCAGCAGCAGGGGUGCAUGGCUGUCCUAAAUUGCAACGUUUCCUCUGGAACUCUUAGGAUGGGAACUUCAUUUGUUGUUUUAAACUCAAUAAAAGGCAAGUGUAAGCUGAGCUGUUUCCUCAAACCAACAGCUUACUUUGUGCUCUUUACCCCUUUACCCAACUCCACGUGCUGCACAGGCAGCUGCCAAGCAGUGCAUCUGCCAGCUCAGGUGCAAAAACACGCACCCUGUUCCACAUUAAUGCCGAGAUGUAUCUUGUAUAACAAACAUACCUACAGAGGAGUUCUCUUUAACCAUUCUUCCUGUAAUGGUAGGCUUUGUCCUGUGAUGACUGCCCUUAGAUUAAAGCAGUACAGAUAAUAAGACUAAGAGAAUAUUACGGGUAUUUGCUGGGCUUGUACUGGAGUAUUCUUUUAGUUCAGUAGCGCCUCCUCUCACAGUUCUUGGAAGUAUAUGUACAAUUUAGCAGAAGCAUUAUGAUGUAAUUUAAUUCAAGUGUUUCUGUGUUUUAAGCAUUGAAAUAUAAUUAAACUAUUUACAUGAAA
Molecule: messenger RNA, 5390 nt
Organism: Athene cunicularia (burrowing owl)
Lineage: Eukaryota; Metazoa; Chordata; Aves; Strigiformes; Strigidae
Gene: C12H3orf18
Product: chromosome 12 C3orf18 homolog
Exons: 6
Coding region: 2174-2572 (132 amino acids)
Source: RefSeq, a predicted model, not a curated record